AUGUUUGUUUGUGCUUUUAAAGUGUUUUGGGAGUCCCACCAGCGAUGUAAGGCCCACUUUGUGAGCCUGCAGCGAUGGUGGGACUAUGGGAAAGUGCAGAUAAGGCAGCUGUGUCAGGAGUACACUCAUGGUGUCACAAGAGACAGGGCCCGGCUUGUGAAGGAGCUGGAGACUACAGUGGUAGAACUGCAGCGUUUAGCAGUUUCUACAGGAGAACGGGGGUGUUUACAGUCCCUCAAAGCACAAAAGUCGGCCUUGGCCAGCCUGCUGGGCACCUCUGCACAGGGGGCUCUGGUCCGGUCCCGCCACAUGGAUCUGACCCAGAUGGAUGUACCCUCUCAGUUCUUCUUCAGUCUGGAGGUAAAGAACGGGCAGAAGAGGAUCAUCCAGUCUCUGCGCUCGGACGGCGGUCGCCUCAUCACCUCUGCCGAGGUCAGGAGCUUUGCCGCAGGCUUUUAUGAACAUUUGUAUAGCUCUGAGCUGCGUCCCGGGUCUGUUAUGGGAGGCCGGUUUGGGGACGGUCUGCCUCAGGUCAGUGAUGAGGACAAUAUGAAACUGGAGGCCCCACUGACUCUGGCUGAACUUGGGCUCUGCGGUGGGGAGUCUAAAACCAGGCAGAGCUCCGGGCAUAGACGGACUUUCGGCCGAUUUUUACAAGGCCUUCUGGGACGUCUUGGGGCCAGACCUUCUGGAGGUCUUUAUGGACAGUCUGGAGAGCGGUCGUUUGCCCCUGAGCUGCAGAAGAGCAGUACUGACUUUGCUCCCAAAGAAGGGUGA
Molecule: messenger RNA, 777 nt
Organism: Knipowitschia caucasica
Lineage: Eukaryota; Metazoa; Chordata; Actinopteri; Gobiiformes; Gobiidae
Source: the annotation of a GenBank genome assembly